This is a messenger RNA of Cyprinus carpio (common carp), 1417 nucleotides long. RefSeq names its product acyl-CoA thioesterase 9, tandem duplicate 2 (gene acot9.2). Gene Ontology annotation, molecular function: fatty acyl-CoA hydrolase activity. The record is from RefSeq and is a predicted model, not a curated record. Lineage: Eukaryota; Metazoa; Chordata; Actinopteri; Cypriniformes; Cyprinidae. Gene Ontology annotation, biological process: acyl-CoA metabolic process. The transcript is spliced from 15 exons. Bases 179 to 1417 code for a protein of 412 amino acids. Gene Ontology annotation, cellular component: mitochondrion.
AACUCGCGCAAUUGCAAGUGUGAGAAAUGGCAACUACGUCACGUUUGGUCAUGUUGAGACAGACAUACGGUGCGCAGAGGAUCGGGAAGUGAAAUAAAACCGUCUGCAAGGUCAAAUUUGUUGUUGCUUUGAAGAAAGUUCCUGCUGUUCUCCAAAGUGGUGAGAGAAGAGCGAAAAGAUGUUGUGUCCACGCUCACUCAUUUUGGAUAGGUUCCUUAAGUCUGCAGUGUCCUUCACCUACAGGAAGUUUUCAAUGGGUCAAAUAUCUCAACAAGGGAAGGUUCCUGAUAUGGCUGAAGUUCGCAACAGGUUGAGAGAAAUAGUCGGUGCAUCUACCAACUGGCAAGAUCAUCAGCAAGUGCUGGCCGAGCGUGCAUCACUAAGCCAGUAUCUUGCUCAGAGUCAGGAUCAACUGCCUGCAAAAAGAAUGAAGGACAGUAUGAUAGAGGCGCAUCUUCCUCUGGGUUCCCAGCCUGCCUUGAGAGAGAAAUAUCUUAACUCUCACAACAGCGUCAGAUUUGGUCGGAUUUUGGAGGACUUGGACUUUUUAGGAGUGCUCAUCUGUUACUCUCACACAUGGAAUGAGGAGCUGCAAAGAUCUCCGCUGUCUAUUGUCACCGCCCUCGUGGACCAGAUCGACAUGAGACAAAACAUCAUCUUCCCUGACUGUGACAUCAAGUUCACAGGUCACGUGACAUGGGUUGGCAAAACCUCAAUAGAAGCUACAAUGCACAUGUCUCAGUACCAAGAUGGUGCGUACACAGAUGUAUUAGAUGCCACAUUUGUCAUGGUGGCUCGAGAUCCUGAAAAUAAACGAGCAGCUUUUGUAAACCCACUCAAACUUGAGGGUCCGGAGGAAGAGGCCAUUUUUCAUCAGGGUGAAGUUAACAAGAUGAGGCGUGUGGAGCUGAGCACAGCGUCUCUUCUGAAAGUGGCUCCUACAGCUGAGGAGAGGACUCUCGUUCACAACCUGUUCCUCAACACUCUCGACACACGACGAAUGAGUUUUCGUGGUCGUAUUCUACCGCCAAAUUCGGUGUGGAUGGAAGACGCCAAACUCAAAGGGCUAGAGAUUUGCCACCCAGAGGAAAGAAAUAUCUUCAACCGGAUAUUCGGUGGUUUUCUGAUGAGAAAGGCCUAUGAACUGGGUCGUGCCAAUGCCUGUGCAUUUGCUGGCUGCAGACCAACUGUGGUGGCUGUGGAUGAUAUCUUAUUUCGUAAGCCAGUAGAAAUUGGUUCUUUGCUCCUGCUUUCUUCUCAGGUUUGUUACACAGAAGGAAUGUACGUCCAGGUCAGGGUUCAUUCAGAAGUGCUUGAUCCUUUGACCCAGCAGCACAACACUACCAAUGUGUUUCAUUUCACAUUCCGUCUUGAAAAGGAUGUCCCAGCUGUUGUCCCACAGAGCUAUGGAGGUUAA